Messenger RNA from Fulmarus glacialis (Northern fulmar), 1097 nucleotides. It is a transcript of the gene SUDS3, whose product is annotated as suppressor of defective silencing 3 homolog (S. cerevisiae). Gene Ontology annotation, biological process: negative regulation of transcription by RNA polymerase II. Gene Ontology annotation, molecular function: histone deacetylase binding. The record is from RefSeq and is a predicted model, not a curated record. Gene Ontology annotation, cellular component: Sin3-type complex. NCBI's taxonomy places the organism in Eukaryota, Metazoa, Chordata, Aves, Procellariiformes, Procellariidae. The annotation marks the transcript as partial. The transcript is spliced from 11 exons.
ACACUGAGGAUGCCAGUGAAACUGAUCUGGCAAAACACGAGGAGGAGGACUUUGUAGAAAUGAAAGAGCAGAUGUAUCAGGACAAACUGGCAUCUCUGAAGAGGCAAUUACAACAAUUGCAGGAAGGUACUCUUCAGGAAUAUCAGAAAAGAAUGAAAAAAUUGGACCAGCAGUACAAAGAAAGGAUACGAAAUGCAGAACUGUUCCUCCAGCUGGAAACAGAUCAGGUGGAAAAAAAUUACGUCAAGGAAAAGAAAGCAGCAGCGAAGGAGUUUGAAGAUAAGAAAAUUGAGCUUAAGGAAAAUUUGAUUGCAGAGUUGGAAGAGAAAAAGAAGAUGAUUGAGAAUGAAAAGCUAACCAUGGAAUUAACAGGAGAUUCAAUGGAAGUGAAGCCUAUUAUGACAAGGAAACUGAGGCGACGACCAAAUGAUCCAGUUCCUAUCCCAGACAAGAGGAGGAAACCUGCCCCUGCUCAGCUAAAUUAUUUGUUGACUGAUGAGCAAAUAAUGGAGGACCUGAGAACACUGAAUAAGCUUAAAUCACCCAAGAGACCAGCCUCUCCCUCCUCUCCCGAACACCUCCCAGCUACACCAGCAGAGUCUCCGGCACAGCGGUUUGAAGCCCGGAUAGAAGAUGGAAAACUCUACUAUGAUAAGAGAUGGUACCACAAGAGCCAGGCUAUUUACCUGGAGUCUAAAGAGAACACUAAGAUCAGCUGUGUGAUCAGUUCUGUGGGUGCCAACGAGAUCUGGGUGAGGAAAACCAGUGACAGCACAAAGAUGAGAAUCUAUCUGGGACAGCUGCAGCGAGGUGUUUUUGUGAUUCGUCGACGAUCAGCUGCGUGACUGUAUGCUCUUCCUUGGUUGUUUUGUUGUUUUUUUUUUUUUUAACAGAUAGACAAACCUCUAAUGGGGAAUGGCAGUCUGUUCACUCCUCUUAGCAGCAGAGAACACUGUCAUGACCUCUUACGAGACAGUUUGUGGCUGGCCACAUAAUCCCCAGUAGUCCUUAAAUCUUUAGUGAUACCCAAGCACUGCCCUGGACUAUUUCUGGAUUUUGCAUCAAGCUUCUCUAUGCUUUCUUUAUAUUUUGGGUGA